Ectocarpus sp. CCAP 1310/34 is the source of this 381-nucleotide messenger RNA. NCBI's taxonomy places the organism in Eukaryota, Phaeophyceae, Ectocarpales, Ectocarpaceae. The record is from the annotation of a GenBank genome assembly.
AUGCUCUCCACUACAGGUCGCCGGCUUGUCUCAGCCAUCAUGGCCCAGAAGCCGUCUUUACUCUACCCACCCGGAACACGGAAGCUGAAGGAUGUCGUGACCAACUACGCUUCUCUGAAUGGCAGCGACAAGUGGACACUGCAAUCGAUCAUUCUUCUCAUAUUCCGGAUGGUUCUCCAGGAUGUUUCGGCAAUGAGGAGAAACAUGAUGACACGGGAGAUCAAGGACCUCGUCACGGAGUGGGGAACGUACGACAAGGUCUUGGAGGCGCUGCGGGAGCUUAUGAAACGGGCGUCUCUCCUGUCGUUCGCCCUCCGCGCGCCAUCUUUCACCGACCCGGAGCUACGGCAACUCGACAAACUCGCGCAUGACGCGGGCUAG